Molecule: messenger RNA, 357 nt
Organism: Desarmillaria tabescens
Lineage: Eukaryota; Fungi; Basidiomycota; Agaricomycetes; Agaricales; Physalacriaceae
Exons: 3
Coding region: 1-357 (118 amino acids)
Source: RefSeq, a predicted model, not a curated record
AUGAAGCUACUCGCCCUCGCCCUUACCUCCGUCUCUCUCGCUGCCGCAGCUAGUAUCUCCUCUCGGGAAACUCAAUGGAGCCACAUCGGGAUGACCUACUGCACUGAAGCGAACUUCACCGGCAUUUGCACCCAUGCUACGAUUUCUUCAGGGAAUUGCGUCACUUUCGGUCCCGGGGAUACUUUCUACCAGACUAUCUCAUCCGUACGAAACGAUCCCGAGAAUACUUGCACCAUUUUUUCCGGACUCAAAUGCACUGGUGCCUCUAUGGCCAUCGAUGAGGGGUAUAAUGACUUGAAUACAACUGGUUGGGACAACACGGUAGUGUCCUACAUUUGCGAUAGGAACUUCAGUUAA